AUGCCCAAAGUCAGUUCCAAAGAGCUCAGCCCUCAACAACCUGGAAUAAGCCUCGCCGCCGCCGCCGGCGGUCCCCGCCUUCGCCGGAGACCCCUUGUCCGCCAGCCCAAACGUGUGCAGCCUCGAAGUGGAUCUGCAAGGUAUGAACCUACGGAGGCCGAUUUGGACGGCGACGAGGAGGCGGACAGAUUGGAUAUGGUCCUCGGGGACAUCGAUUUGAGCGGGGAUGAGAGGGUUCUGGCGGCGGGGGACGGGAAGGUGUCGAGGCGGAGGGAGGCGCCGGACAUGGACGGCGGCAGGUUGAUGCCGGACUUUCUUCUCUGCGUGGUGCUAUACUUUUUAAGGGAGCUAACGGUCAGUUGUGAUGAAGAAGGUAAGCUGGAAGCCUGGAAUCAGGCCAUUGCCAAAAGUACACACUGCAACUAG
Molecule: messenger RNA, 426 nt
Organism: Striga asiatica
Lineage: Eukaryota; Viridiplantae; Streptophyta; Magnoliopsida; Lamiales; Orobanchaceae
Source: the annotation of a GenBank genome assembly